Messenger RNA from Pyrus x bretschneideri (Chinese white pear), 2227 nucleotides. RefSeq names its product glutamyl-tRNA reductase 1, chloroplastic. Gene Ontology annotation, molecular function: glutamyl-tRNA reductase (NADP+) activity; NADP binding. NCBI's taxonomy places the organism in Eukaryota, Viridiplantae, Streptophyta, Magnoliopsida, Rosales, Rosaceae. The record is from RefSeq and is a predicted model, not a curated record. The coding region runs from base 278 to 1915 and encodes 545 amino acids. The transcript is spliced from 3 exons. Gene Ontology annotation, biological process: tetrapyrrole biosynthetic process.
GAGAAAUCAGAAAUCCCAAACACCCCAACCCCCUCCCGAAUUCCCAAUUGGCAAGGGACUCCCACACAGAGAGGGAGAGAGGGUCAAUUCUUUUGUACGCCCACCAAACCCACACCCUCCCCCCUUCUCUCUCAAAUCCCAAAUUAGAACCCAAAAAUCCAAAUCAAUCGCCCAGCAUUACUUCCUUCGGCUGCUCCAAUCCCAAUACCACACUCCUCCAAUCUCUUCUCUUCUCAAAAUUUUGAGGAUUUUUGGAAGCGCCUUCUCGUUUCGGUCAAUGGCGGUGUCGACCAGUUUCGCCGGAGCAAAGUUGGAGGCUCUGCUGUCGAGAUCUUCAUCGUCGGCUGCAACCACGUCGUCCACGGCCUCUAGCGGUUCCUGUUUGGUGGGUUCUGUGAGGCCCAUUAGGAGUCGAAGGCUCCAAAUUCAGAGAGGAGUGAGGUGCGAGGUGGCUGCUUCUUCUGAUGCUUCUGCUGCCGCGGUUCAGUCCAUCGCUUCCAAUAUCUCCGCUCUUGAGCAGCUCAAGACCUCUGCCGCUGACAGAUACACAAAGGAAAGAAGCAGCAUUGUGGUCAUCGGACUUAGUAUUCACACAACACCCGUUGAAAUGCGUGAAAAACUCGCCAUUCCAGAAGCAGAAUGGCCUCGAGCCAUAGAGGAGCUGUGUGGUUUAAAUCACAUAGAAGAAGCAGCUGUUCUUAGCACUUGCAACCGAAUGGAGAUAUAUGUUGUAGCUCUAUCUCAGCAUCGUGGUGUCAAAGAAGUUACCGAGUGGAUGUCAAAGACAAGUGGAGUCCCUGUUUCUGAGCUAUGCCAACACCGGUUUUUACUCUAUAAUAAAGAUGCCACUCAGCACCUCUUUGAAGUAUCAGCAGGUCUUGACUCUCUUGUCCUCGGAGAAGGUCAAAUUCUUGCCCAGGUGAAACAAGUUGUUAAAGUCGGCCAAGGAGUUGUUGGCUUUGGUAGAAACAUCAGUGGGCUGUUCAAGCACGCAAUCACUGUGGGAAAGCGGGUUAGAACUGAAACAAACAUUGCUGCUGGGGCAGUUUCUGUAAGCUCUGCUUCUGUUGAACUUGCCUUGAUGAAGCUUCCUGCACCAUCACAUGCUACUGCAAGAAUGUUGGUGAUUGGUGCGGGCAAAAUGGGAAAGCUUGUGAUCAAACACUUGGUAGCAAAAGGUUGCACAAAGAUGGUUGUUGUGAAUAGAACCGAGGAGAGAGUGGCAUCCAUCCGUGAGGAGCUGAAGGGUGUUGAGAUCAUUUACAAGCCUCUUACAGAAAUGCUUACCUGUGCAGCAGAGGCAGAUGUGGUUUUUACCAGCACCGCAUCAGAAACCCCAUUAUUUUUCAAGGACGAUGUGAAGGACCUUCCUGCUGUAGGUCCAGAGACUGGUGGUUUGAGGCUUUUUGUUGAUAUUUCCGUCCCUCGGAAUGUGGGUUCAUGUGUUGCUGAUGUCGAUGGUGCUCGAAUUUACAAUGUUGAUGACCUUAAGGAGGUUGUGGCUGCUAACAAAGAGGAUCGCCUUCGGAAAGCAAUGGAAGCUCAGGAAAUUAUUACUGAAGAAUCGAAACAAUUUGAAGCUUGGAGGGAUUCUUUGGAGACAGUACCUACCAUCAAGAAAUUAAGAGCUUAUGCUGAAAGAAUCAGAGCUGCAGAGCUUGACAAAUGUUUAUCAAAAAUGGGUGAUGACAUAUCAAAGAAAACAAGAAGAGCUGUAGAUGAUCUUAGCCGAGGUAUUGUGAACAAGCUCCUUCAUGGUCCGAUGCAGCACUUAAGAUGCGAUGGGAGUGAUAGUCGAACUCUGAGUGAGACACUUGAGAAUAUGCAUGCUCUUAACAGAAUGUUCAGCCUUGAGACAGAAAUAUCCGUAUUGGAGCAAAAAAUUCGAGCAAAGGUGGAACAAUCCCAGAAGUAAAGCUACAACAUCCAAUUUCUUUCGCGACACAUCUACUUCCUCAAACUCGAAUAAGGGGAAAACAUUCUCACAUUGUCAUUUUAGCGUUCCCUCUGGUGAAAUCUUCAAUUCCAUAGACAAAUUGUGUUGGUCCCAGCUGGUCUGGGCGACCUUCCAAUUCAUUCAUUGGUGUAAGACACUAACCUGAUUCUUAUCUUCGUAAGUGGCUGUUCGGCUUCGUAUCGAAAUUCUGAGGUUAUCUGUACUAGUGUUAAUUCUUGUAAUUAAAAGUAAUUUGAGAUGAAUAUAGAUUGCAAUUCAUAAUUUUGUCGA